Molecule: messenger RNA, 1395 nt
Organism: Sporothrix brasiliensis 5110
Lineage: Eukaryota; Fungi; Ascomycota; Sordariomycetes; Ophiostomatales; Ophiostomataceae
Product: pre-rRNA-processing protein TSR4
Exons: 1
Coding region: 1-1395 (464 amino acids)
Biological process (GO): maturation of SSU-rRNA
Cellular component (GO): cytoplasm
Source: RefSeq, a predicted model, not a curated record
AUGGCUCCCUACGACAGCGACUCGUCCGACGACGAGGAUGUCGGCACUCGAAACUACACCGAGACCAACGUGCUUCUCGGCUAUGCCGAUCCUGAGGACCAAGACGCCCAAGACGAUGCAGCCGAAAACAAUGAGACUGUAAGCCGCCUCGGUGGCCGCCCGGACUGGAUUGCCGGGGGGAAAGCACCGCCCUCUGCGGGCCUGGCACGCUGCCUCGUGUGCAAGGCGCUACUCGUUCUGCUCCUCCAGCUCAACGGUGAACUCCCUGACCGGUUUCCAGGCCACGAGCGUCGGUUGUAUGUGCUGGCCUGCCGUAACAAGGCAUGUCGGCGCAAGCCAGGGAGUGUGCGUGUGAUUCGUGGUGUGCGCGUGGAUGCCGCGGUGGCAGAAGCUGCCGCUGCUGAGAAGGCGGCGAAAGUGAAGAAGGCCGAGACCACAGAGGCGAAUAAGACCGUCGGCGCGGCUCCAAUGCUGGGCAACUCCCUCUUUGGUGCGGCGAACCCGUUCUCGGCCGGUGGCACAAGCAGCAGCAACGCAAACCCUUUCACCCUCGGGGGCUCGGGAUCUCCGUCUAUAGGCGGCACAUCGAAUCCCUUCAGUCUCGGAGGCGCAGCAUCCGCACCGGCAGCCAAGGCCCCAACGUCAAAACUGCCGUCAUCCCCUUCCGAAAAGACACAACAGUCGACCGAGGACGCGGCAAAAGACCUGCCCAAGACCUUUGCAGAGUCACUCGCGAUCAACGACGACAAGUCAGAAACGACCGCAGCUACCACAGCCACGCCUCCCGAGCCUUGGCCGCCAGCCGACUCUUGGCCCGCUGCAUACCCUGUCAGCUGGAUUGCAGACGCCGAGUACGAGACGCUCGACCCGACACCGGCCGCGAUUCCUGGUGUUGUUACGGAGACGAUGGAUGUGGAGGGCGAGUCGGCCGGUGGCAGCGGUGGUGGAAAGGAGGACAAGUUUGUCUUUGAGUCCAGCAUGGACGCUGCUUUCCAAAAGUUCGCCGACCGUGUGGCCCAGAACCCGGACCAGGUAAUUCGGUACGAGUUCAAUGGCCUGCCUCUCUUCUACAACAAGGACGAUGCGGUCGCCGGCAUCUGGGGCCAGAACCCUGCUGGUGGCAACAUAUCCACCGUCCUGGCAUCGACAUCGGGCCGUCUGCCGCCCUGCCCCAACUGCCGCAGCCGGCGCGUGUUUGAGGUGCAGCUGAUGCCGCACGCCAUUGACCUGCUGGAGGCGGAUGAGCUGGGAUUGGAGGGCAUGGACUGGGGUACGGUCCUAGUGGCUGUGUGCGAGAAAGACUGCCAGGUACAAGCGACGCCGGCCGGCGAGGCGAGCUACCUAGAGGAGUGGGCGGGUGUGCAGUGGGAGGAUCUGGAGGCCCAACGGCUGUAG